Messenger RNA from Armigeres subalbatus, 782 nucleotides. Its product is annotated as zwei Ig domain protein zig-8-like. The record is from RefSeq and is a predicted model, not a curated record. Gene Ontology annotation, biological process: synapse organization. Gene Ontology annotation, cellular component: neuron projection membrane. NCBI's taxonomy places the organism in Eukaryota, Metazoa, Arthropoda, Insecta, Diptera, Culicidae. Bases 10 to 726 code for a protein of 238 amino acids. The transcript has 4 exons.
GUCUCAUGGAUGCGUAAGCGGGAUCUACAUAUACUGACAUCUGGCACCCACACCUACACCGGGGACCAACGGUUUUCUGUGCACCACCCUCCGGAUUCGGACGAUUGGGAUCUGAAGAUUGCGUACGCCCAGCCACGGGACAGCGGUAUCUACGAGUGCCAGGUCAACACAGAACCCAAAAUCAACUUGGCCGUCUUCUUGCACGUCACAGCUGCCCGCGCCAUGAUCAUCGGCUCACAGGAAGCACACAUCCGUAAAGGCAGCACCAUCUCGCUGUCCUGUGUGGUCAACUUUCACGCCCCGUCAAUCACAUGGUACCACGGCACAUCGAUUGUCAACUUCGAUUCGGCGCGGGGCGGCAUCAGUUUGGAAACGGAGAAAACCGACGCCGGCACCAGCAGUCGGCUGCUGCUGACCAAGGCCACCGUCAGCGACUCCGGCAAUUACACGUGCAUCCCAGCGGGGGCCAUCCCAGCCAGUGUCCAGGUGUACGUGUUGAACGGUGAGCAUCCCGCUGCGAUGCAAACAAGUGGCCAGAUGGCACUGCGGUUGGGAUCUGCCGGUUUGCUUCCGCUCGUGGUUGGCCUCGCUGGUGCAACGAUAGCCGCGCUCGCCCCAUGGAUGCUGGCAAUUAAUGGGCAAACUUUGACGACGACGACAGCCGCCGCAGCAACGAUGGCAACGAUGACGAUGAUGGUUAGUGAAAUGCACCUCGGUAGUAGGUGAUCCUGUACAUAAUCAAAAGUGACGCGUGAGAAGUUCGUAGAAGAUUGUAAAUUUUA